Apiotrichum porosum is the source of this 852-nucleotide messenger RNA. RefSeq lists its product as uncharacterized. Gene Ontology annotation, molecular function: isomerase activity; carbohydrate binding. The transcript is spliced from 8 exons. The record is from RefSeq and is a predicted model, not a curated record. NCBI's taxonomy places the organism in Eukaryota, Fungi, Basidiomycota, Tremellomycetes, Trichosporonales, Trichosporonaceae. Gene Ontology annotation, biological process: carbohydrate metabolic process. Bases 1 to 852 code for a protein of 283 amino acids.
AUGCCCGUUGAACAGAACGACAAGACCAUCGUGCUCACCCACCCUUCCGGUGCCAGCGUCGAAAUCUACCUCUUCGGCGCGACUGUCACCUCGUGGAAGACUGCCGGUCGCGAGCGCAUCUUCCUCUCCAACAAGGCCCACCUCGACGGAUCUGCUGCUAUCCGUGGUGGCAUUCCCGUUGUCUUUCCCGUGUUCGGCCCCCCUCCCUCAUCGCCGCCCGAGUACGCCGCCCUCGCCCAGCACGGCUUUGCCCGUACCCAGACAUGGAAGCUUGAGAAGAUCCUCCUGGAUCGCAGCGAGGGCGUCUCGGUCCGUCUCGUUGCGCCGCCCCCUCCCGCGACCUUCCCCCACUCGUUCGAGCUCCACUACGUCGUGACGCUCGCCGCCCACGAGCUCGUCUGCAACCUCCACGUCCUCAACACGGGCACCGAGGACUUCAAGUUCCAAGCCCUCCUCCACACCUACCUGGCUGUCCCCGACGUCUCCAAGAUUGCCCUCACGGGUAUCGACGCCGGCACCAGCUACAAGGACAAGGUUCUCGGCGGCGCGGUCGGCGCCGCCCCCGGCGGCCCUCUUGUCAUUGACCAGCAGGUUGACCGCGUCUACGCCAAGGUCCCCUCAAAGGAGAUUGGUCUUGACGACGGUGCUGGCGACCACUACAAGGUCCGCUUCCGCGGCUUUGAGGACUGCACGAUCUGGAACCCUGCCGACGUCACCGGCAGCAAGAUUGCCGACAUGGAGGACGGCGGAUGGAACCGCUACGUCUGCAUUGAGCCCGGAUUCGUGAGCGAGUUCAAGUCGAUCAAGCCCGGAGAGCAGUUUAUCGGCCAGCAGACCAUCUCUAUUGCCUGA